AUGGCUAGUACAUUCCAGGAAACACCUACACUUGAAGCUUCUUAUUCAGAAAAUGUUGAUGCUAAACUGUCCUUUCUACCUGAAAGACUGAGAAAGAAACUGCUUCCCUUUCAGGAGAAAGGCAUCAUAUUUGCACUUCAGAGAAGUGGCAGGUGUAUGAUUGCUGAUGAGAUGGGGCUAGGUAAAACAAUUCAAGCAAUUGCCGUUUCCUAUUACUAUAAAAACGAAUGGCCUCUCUUAAUUGUAGUGCCCUCAUCUCUGAGAUACCCUUGGGUUGAUGAGAUGGAGAAGUGGAUUCCAGAACUCUCUCCAGAAGAUAUUAGCAUCAUUCAGAAUAAAACUGAUACUGGGAGAAUAUCAACCAGCAAAGUAACGGUUCUGGGGUAUGGCCUGUUAACUUCUGAUGCACAGACUUUAGUAGACACUUUGUACAGGCAGAACUUUAAGGUAGUUGUGAUUGAUGAAUCACACUAUAUGAAAUCCAGAAAUGCCACCCGCAGCAAGAUUUUGUUGCCAAUUGUGCAGAAAGCUCUUAGAGCUAUUCUUCUUACUGGAACUCCUGCUCUAGGAAGACCUGAAGAGCUUUUCAUGCAGAUUGAGGCACUGUUUCCAAGAAGAUUUGGAACUUGGAGUGAAUAUGCCAAAAAAUACUGUGAUGCUCGUGUCAGGUUUUUUGGUAAAAGAACUCAAUGGGACUGUAGAGGAGCUUCAAAUUUAGAAGAACUACACCAACUUUUAAGUGAAAUAAUGAUCAGAAGACUGAAGAAUGAUGUUCUAACUCAGUUGCCUCCCAAAGUUAGGCAACGUAUUCCAUUUGACCUCCCACAAGCUGCAGCUAAGAAUUUGAAUACCACUUUUGCAGAGUGGGAGAAAUUAAUGAGAAAUCUGAAUUCAGAUGCCACUGAAAGCCACUUUUCUCAAGUCAUGAAUCUAAUCACACGCAUGUAUAAAGAAACAGCCAUCGCCAAGGCAGGAGCAGUAAAGGACUAUAUCAAAAUGAUGCUUGAAAAUGACAAACUGAAGUUUCUAGUUUUUGCUCAUCACUUAAGCAUGCUUCAAGCCUGUACAGAGGCAGUUAUAGAAAAUAAGGUUCGCUACAUACGAAUAGAUGGAAGUGUUCCUUCUGCAGAAAGAAUACAUCUUGUUAAUCAGUUUCAGAAGGAUCCUGAUACCCGGGUUGCUAUUUUGAGUAUUCAGGCAGCUGGUCAGGGUUUAACUUUCACUGCUGCUACUCACGUUGUGUUUGCUGAAUUAUAUUGGGAUCCAGGCCAUAUUAAGCAAGCAGAAGACAGAGCACACCGAAUUGGGCAGUGCAGUUCUGUGAAUAUUCACUUCCUUAUUGCAAAAGGAACAAUGGAUACUCUUAUGUGGGCAAUGCUGAACCGCAAGGCCAAAGUUACAGGCAGCACCUUGAAUGGCAAGAAAGAGAAAAUGCAGGCUGAAGAAGGUGAUAAGGAGAAAUGGGAUUUUUUGAGUUUUGCUGAGACCUGGACCCCAAAUGAAAGUCUAGAAGAUCCCAAAAAUGAACUUUUAUUUACACAUUUUGAAAAGGAAAGACAGCAUGACAUACGUUCUUUCUUUUCCCCAAAAUCUUCCACUGAGAAGAAACGCAAAAUAUUUUCUGGUAAUGAAUCACUACACAAUGAUUCGGAAUCUUCUGAAGUCACCAAAGAAGAGGAUGCAGAGAAGAGUAAUGAAAACCUGGAUUCAACAAGAAUAAGUGAUGUGGAUACAAUUUGUCAUGAAAGUACCUGUGAACGUGAAGCUAAAAGAGCGAGAAUCAUAAGUGGAUCUACUCCAGUCAAUUCCAGUAAGAAAAAGAAAAAAUCUUUGACUGGAAAAAAGGCCUCUCUGUUUGCAGAAAAAAACAAUGAAGUCUUUCCUUGUGGCUUAAAUACUUCAAGCAAAAGUACGGCUUUAAAUAAAGUUUGGCACUGUAGUGUUUGCACUUAUAGUAAUAAUGAAUUGCUCCCUUACUGUGAAAUGUGCAAUUGCUCUCAAAGCGGUAACGUUGAGAGAAAUUGUGAAGCUCCCACGAGCCAAACUGAGGAAUAUGUGUCAAAGGACUCCAGAAGAAAUGAAGAGAGAGCAGAGUGCAAUGCUGAAGAUAGUGAAGAUUUUGGAGAAAUGGUGACCCAGCAAUCUGUUGAAAUCAGUGAACAGGAAACUGUUAAAAUUGAAAAUGAAGAAAGUGAAAAAAAGUGUGGAGAAGAUAAAUCAGACACGUUUGAAAUAUAUGACGGGCUUAUGUUUUGUGCAAGCAGGAAUACUGAUAGAAUUCACCUCUAUACAAAGGAUGGUGAACCACUGAAUCAUAAUUUCAUUCCGUUGGACAUACAGCUGGAUAACUGGGAGGAUUUACCAGAGACUUUCCAGCAUAAACGAAAUCGUUCAUUGAUACUGAGGUUUGUGAAAGAAUGGAGUCAUCUAACAGCAAUGAAACAGAAGAUUGUCAGAAAAAGUGGUCAGAUAUUUUGUAGUCCUAUUCAUGCUGCAGAGCAGUUAUCUAAAAAGCAGUCAGCGGUCAGCAGCACAAAAAGGUACGUGACCAAGGAGGAUGUAGCAGCAGCCUCACUUAGCAAAGCUAGCUGCAGCGGGGGCAGCGUUCGCCUCAUCUCGAAAGAAAGUGGGGUUUGUCUGAGGAAUGAAAAUGCUUCUAUUGAACAAUCGGGUCAUUCCACAAAGUUGCUUUCGGAAAAUGGAAAAGGCCCGUCAGCUCUUCAUUCAGAGCAGACUGAAGCUGAAGGCUCCUCCCUAUCCAAAGGCUAUUUGCAAGCCUUGGACAGCCAAGGGAACCCACUCUGUCUCAGCUGUCAACAGCCAACAGCUCAGCUUGAGGCAGGCUGCCAGGCCCGUGCUUGGGACACGCGAUUCUGCUCUCAUGCCUGCCAGGAUGACUUCUCGAUUCGCUCUAGUCAGAGCUACCUUAGGACUAAAGUGUUUGAAAUUGAACACGGUGUUUGCCAGUUUUGUAAUCAAAACGCCCAGGAGCUUUAUCUCAGCGUCAGAGAUGCGCCCAAGAGUCAGCGUAAGAAACUUCUGGAGAGUUCAUGGAUGUCCCACCUUCCACUUGGGCAGUUGAAUGAAAUUAUAACAAACCCGACAGAAGGCCAGUUCUGGCAGGUAGACCAUAUCAAGCCUGUUUACAGUGGAGGAGGACAGUGCUCCCUGGAAAACCUUCAAACUCUGUGUACGAUCUGCCACAGACAGAGAACUGCAAAACAGGCGAAGGAAAGAAGCCAGAUGAAGAGACGUUCUUUAGCUACAAAGUACGGCUGCGAUAUCACAAAAUUUUUUGUGAAGAUGUAAAAUGCCAAAUAUAUUCAGUUACAUUAUAACUCAGAAACCAGUAGAGUUACAUAGUUUUCCUCAUGCACUGAUUUAAAACAAAAAAUCUUUGUAGUCUAUCAUGCUGUUGGUAGAGGGAAGAAAAUAUGCAAUUAAAACCAAGAAAUCAUUUACAACAAUGACUGUCAGAGAGCCUUGGGUGAGUGCAUCCAGAGUACUUGAUCAUGGGUACAUUUUUAUGACCCUGUGGUUUAAAGCUAAAUUUGUGUGUAACCUUAAUGCAAAUUUGAAGCAUUACUGUUUUCCUAUUACAGUGGGGUUACAGCUGCAGGAACUUGAGGAAGUUCUGUUGAAGCUUCUGGUGGUCUUACAGGGUUCAGUUGUAUUGGGGACAUUAUGGUCCAAGAAGAUAUCUUAGCUUAAAUUCUUUUCUUUGUUCCCAUAUCAAAAUUACUGGCUCUGAUAUCUAUUGUGACAAAAAUAGCAUGCGAGUGAUUUGUCUUGUCUAAAACUGUCUUAGUUCUGAUCAGCUGUGAAAAGCCUACUGUUGGCACCGGGCCUGACUUACUUACAGGACUAUGGCAUUUAGAAUUAAUGUUUAUUGAAAUCUGGUUUUACUUAAAACCAGCUUGUAUUAAAAACUUAUUCAUGAUAAGGAACAAUAAAUAUUACCAAUUAUCUCAUCAAAGGUAGUUUCUGGGAAAUGCUACAGUCACAUUCUCCUUAACAAGGUUGCAGAGAUGCUGGUUAUUUUGGACUGUUUAUGUGGCUUUCUUACAGUUACUUCAACUGAAAUAAAUACAUUUGUCUCUUUC
Messenger RNA from Gymnogyps californianus (California condor), 4103 nucleotides. It is a transcript of the gene ZRANB3, whose product is annotated as zinc finger RANBP2-type containing 3. Gene Ontology annotation, cellular component: nuclear replication fork. Lineage: Eukaryota; Metazoa; Chordata; Aves; Accipitriformes; Cathartidae. Gene Ontology annotation, molecular function: endonuclease activity; ATP-dependent chromatin remodeler activity; nucleic acid binding. The record is from RefSeq and is a predicted model, not a curated record. Bases 1 to 3309 code for a protein of 1102 amino acids. Gene Ontology annotation, biological process: replication fork processing; DNA repair. The transcript has 20 exons.